AGUAAAUUACUUCACGUAAAAUACGGAAAAAUGGAUGAAGAGAAACUGAUUAAUCUGGUUCGUUCGCAUGAGUGUAUAUACGAUGUCUCCUCCCGUUUCUACAUGGAUCAACAUAUGAAAAGGAACGCAUGGCAGAAAAUUGCAGAAGAAAUGAAUAAAACCCAUGAAGAAUGUCAGAAGAUGUGGAGCUGCCAUCGUAACAAUUAUAGAAAAGCCUUAAAAAACAGGGUGUCCAAAAGCGGUGACGCUGCCAGAAAGAGGCGACCAAUUAAAUUUGAAAAGGAACUUGAAUUUCUGCAAAAGUUUUUUCAAGAUAGACCUCAGCUUUCAAAUUUAGACUCUUCUUCCGACGAUACACAGCUUUCCGAAGAUACGCAGAAUAUCGAAAAUACACAACCUCCCGAAACAGCAUCAACUGUUAAUUUUCCUGAAGCACAAUCGCCUGUAUCUCAAAUGUCAUGUUCAUCCCAUGCAUCAGAUUCUAGACCAGCUAGACAUGUUCGUCAACGAUCAUACAUGUCAUCGCAAACACAGUAUACGGAAACAACAGCAGAAAUAUUAAAAAAAUACAUUGAAAACCAAAAGAAAGAACAACAUCCUAUGGAGAUAUUUUUUCAAGCAAUGGCGGCAACAGCGAAGACUUUGUCACCAAAAUUACAAGCUGAAAUAAAACGCGAUGUCUUACGUAUUGUUACUGAUGCAGAAAUAAAGCAUUUGGAAAAUGUGGAGUUAAGUUCAGUUGUGCAGCGAAGUCGUCCUUCAACAUCAAGUUCAGGAUUCGAUAUUUCAAAUGAAUUUCAUUCAUCUCAGCAAUACGCACCAACUUCUGUUGCCAGAACCCAUAAUACAAUAAUCGAAAGAAGUAAUUUUUCUUCAUUUAAUAAGCCCGAACAACAAUAUAACACCGAACAAAACUAUGGUACUACUCAUACACAAUACAUACCUACUCCUAUAUCCAGACAUCAAAAUAAUAGUGAUAUAAUAUAUAACAAUAAUUCCAGUAUUAAAUUACCGGACUAUGAAAACUAA
Messenger RNA from Amyelois transitella, 1029 nucleotides. RefSeq lists its product as uncharacterized. Gene Ontology annotation, cellular component: nucleus; transcription regulator complex. Gene Ontology annotation, biological process: regulation of transcription by RNA polymerase II. NCBI's taxonomy places the organism in Eukaryota, Metazoa, Arthropoda, Insecta, Lepidoptera, Pyralidae. The coding region runs from base 31 to 1029 and encodes 332 amino acids. The record is from RefSeq and is a predicted model, not a curated record. The transcript is spliced from 3 exons.